GUUGCCAUUUUUACAGAGACAAAUCCAGAUGCUUGGAAAAUAGGAGUAGAUACAGCAUUGGCAUCUGUCCUCUGCUCUGGAAUUUUCGGAUCGUUCUUGAACAAUGCUGUCCACACAUGGGUAUUACGCAUAAAGGGACCUGUCUACGUCGCAAUGUUCAAGCCACUCUCGAUUGUCAUAGCUGUAGCCAUGGGAGUCAUGUUUCUUGGUGAUUCUCUUCACCUUGGAAGUCUAAUUGGAGCAACAAUAAUAUCAAUUGGAUUUUACACAGUAAUGUGGGGUAAGGCAGCAGAAGAGGUGGAUGAAAACAUCUCAAACCCGGUGUUACCAACUACAGAGAACAAUGUUCCUCUCUUGCAAAGCUAUAAAAGUGAUUUAUCUGAAGAAAAACAUUCACUUAUAUAACUGACCAAACUACUCUUCAAAGCUCUAAGCAAUGAAAAAUAUCCCAAAAGAGAAGCCAGAAAAGAAACGGAGUAGAUGGAAGAUAGAAUCAGAAAGAACAAAUAUAGAAGCAUAUAAGGAUAAAAAAUCCCAUCAGGAACAGUUCAAUUGAAUGAGAGUAGUGUACUUACACCACAAAGCAAGGAACAUAAACCAAAAUUUCUAAAGAGAAAGCAUUCUAUCAGCAGGUGGGAGUAAUAUGAACGUGUAUUCUGAAGAUAUGAAAAGAAAGCAAGCUUGUGUGUUUGUUGUAACAUAUUUUCCAUGAUAGGUUUCCAAAAGCUUCUGUGCAGCUUAAUUUGUAUUAAGUCAGCAAAUAUUGCUAAAUAAACCAAAAAAAGAAAUUGAAAAUCAGUAAUAACCAAUGGUGCCUACUCUGAUACAGAAUGAAAGAGUGCAGAGAUACAAAAAAAAAAAAAGAGUAAGAGCAACAUUGUGUUUUUCUUUUUUAAUGGAUGCCACAAUAAAAUUUUGUAUCUUAUGUAUGGCA
Arachis ipaensis is the source of this 934-nucleotide messenger RNA. The record is from RefSeq and is a predicted model, not a curated record. NCBI's taxonomy places the organism in Eukaryota, Viridiplantae, Streptophyta, Magnoliopsida, Fabales, Fabaceae.